CCACCUGUUACAUGCAACAAAUUAACCCUAAGAGCUCUCAUCUCAAAAACAAUGCAGGCUGAGGAAUACAAUCGCAGAGGUAAGGAGCUGGUGGACUACAUCACACAGUACCUGGGCUCCAUCAGGGAGAGGAGGGUGAUUCCAGAUGUGAAGCCAGGUUACAUGAAGGAGCUUCUCCCUGACACAGCGCCUACCGAGCCGGAGGACUGGGAGACUAUCUUCAACGACAUUGAGAAAGUCAUCAUGCCAGGAGUGGUCCACUGGCAGAGCCCUCAUAUGCACGCCUACUACCCUAGUCUGACUUCAUGGCCCUCUAUGCUUGGAGACAUGCUGGCUGACGCCAUUAACUGUGUUGGAUUCACCUGGGCCUCCAGUCCAGCAUGUACAGAAUUGGAAAUGAAUGUGAUGGACUGGUUGUGUAAAGCACUGGGGCUCCCGUCCUUCUUCCUGCAUCACCAUCCUGACAGCAGAGGUGGAGGCAUACUGCAGAGCACAGUCAGUGAGAGCACACUGGUUGCUCUGCUGGCAGCCAGGAAAGACAAAUUUUUGCAGCUGCAGGCUGAGCUCGACCAGGACGUGGACGAUUCGGCCCUAAAUUCAAGACUGGUGGCUUACGCUUCAGAUCAGGCUCAUUCCUCAGUUGAGAAGGCAGGUCUGAUCUCUCUGGUGAAGAUCAGGUUUCUGCCCACUGAUGAGCAGUUGUCUCUGAAAGGAGACACGUUGAAACAAGCCAUACAAGAAGACAGGAGAAGGGGAUUGGUCCCUUUCAUGCUGUGUGCAACUUUGGGAACUACAGGAGUGUGUGCUUUCGACAAUCUGUCUGAACUGGGACCAGUCUGUGCAGAAGAAGGACUGUGGCUCCAUGUUGAUGCUGCGUAUGCUGGCUCAGCCUACUUCUGUCCUGAGCUCCGCUGGUCCCUGGAGGGCAUUGAAUUAGCUCACUCUUUUGUCUUCAACCCCUCCAAGUGGAUGAUGGUCCACUUUGACUGCACAGCAUUCUGGUGAGCUUUCUAACCCAUACCUGAAGUCUUACCUCUAGAACUAAGCAUUAUCUAUGAA
Molecule: messenger RNA, 1059 nt
Organism: Perca flavescens (yellow perch)
Lineage: Eukaryota; Metazoa; Chordata; Actinopteri; Perciformes; Percidae
Gene: hdc
Product: histidine decarboxylase
Exons: 8
Coding region: 52-1005 (317 amino acids)
Biological process (GO): L-histidine catabolic process; histamine biosynthetic process
Cellular component (GO): cytoplasm
Molecular function (GO): histidine decarboxylase activity; pyridoxal phosphate binding
Source: RefSeq, a predicted model, not a curated record